CACAGACAAACUCUCGCGCUAGCUACGCUGCCUUCGCACGGAUCUCUUCGAACUGCCAGUCCCUGCCUGAAGGUUACUUUUAAAAUAUCGCUACCGUUGGCUCCUCACGAGGCUGGGAAACUCACACUCGACACGCUGCUGGACGCGGCGCGUGCCCGCCAGUGCCCGUCGUGGCGUUCCACGAGUUUCUGAAACGCGCGCACUGCGACGAAAACCUGCAGUUCAUCCUCAUCACCGAUGCGUUCCUCGACGCGGCCCGGUUCGAGCUGCAGCGCUGGCACAACGCCGUGUACCUGCAGUUCAUCCGGCCGGACUCGCCCCAGGAGUGCAAUUUGCCGCAGGAGAUCCGACAGGUGUUCGACGCCUGCUACGCGGGCGAGCGGCCGCCCCCGCCGGCCACGAUCCGGGCGGCUCGCACCCACAUCACGCUGCUGCUGCAGGACGCGUUCAACAACUUUGUCGACCGCCAGCGUCGCAGCUCGAGCGGCGCGUCGUCGGCGUCGUCGACCUCGCGGCACAGACCUGUGUCGCGCGACACCGCCGCUGCGUCCUCGCGUGCCAUGCUGGCGCCGCAGCCCCAAUCCGCGCCGGGUGCGUCGCACGCGUCGCACGCGCUGCCGUUACGCCCGCUGUCGCGACAGCUGGCGGCGUCAGCGCUCGCAAACGAGUUCGCCGUCGAAGACGAUGACAUGUCCACGCCGAACGCAGCUUCCAGGGCUCCUUCCGCGGGAUCCGCGUCGCUGUUCUCCACGACGUCCGCGGAACGCGCUGUCGCAGCGCUCGACCUGCCCCCGGGCCUCGGCGUUGCCAUCCCCGACGUCCUGCUUCCGGUGGGCCCCGACACACUUCCCUCGCUGGACCUUGCCUCCUGCGCAAGCUCUCCGCGUUCCAACAGCGCGCAGACGCUUGCCACGCCCACGACGGGCGCGUGCGAGCGCGCUGCGCCCGCACAGUCGAGCGUGCCGUCGACGCCGUCGUCCAACCUCUCGAGCCCGGGCUCUGCCGCGUUCAACUCACUCAGGCUCAAAUCCACGGGCAAAAAACUUGUACACAAGUUCAGGUUUCGUCGCAACAGCUCCGGCAGCUCUGGCACGUCGUCCGGACCCUGA
Molecule: messenger RNA, 1109 nt
Organism: Lachancea mirantina
Lineage: Eukaryota; Fungi; Ascomycota; Saccharomycetes; Saccharomycetales; Saccharomycetaceae
Source: the annotation of a GenBank genome assembly